Fonsecaea nubica is the source of this 1503-nucleotide messenger RNA. RefSeq lists its product as hypothetical. The transcript has a single exon. Gene Ontology annotation, molecular function: monooxygenase activity; iron ion binding; oxidoreductase activity, acting on paired donors, with incorporation or reduction of molecular oxygen. The record is from RefSeq and is a predicted model, not a curated record. Bases 1 to 1503 code for a protein of 500 amino acids. Lineage: Eukaryota; Fungi; Ascomycota; Eurotiomycetes; Chaetothyriales; Herpotrichiellaceae.
AUGCUUCUCUCACUCCUCCCUUCUCUGUGCAGUAUAUUGGCACUCGUUCUACUGGUCGGGCCUUUGGUCAGCUACUGGUGGGAUCGAAAGGGCCUGCGGAGGUUUCCCUCUCCAUCCUUCGCCGCCUUCAGCUCACUAUGGCGUGUCUGGCAUAAUCUCCGCCAUCAACACUAUUUGGCGGUCCACAAAGCCCAUGAACAGUUGGGGACUCAUGUACGAAUUUCCCCAAAUCACAUUUCAGUGGCAAACCAACAAGCGGCCUACGACAUCUAUGGCCACGGUGCCAACAUGAUGAAAGAGGCCUUUUACGACUCCGGAGCUGGGGCACACCGGAACCUGGCCGAUGCUCGCGACAAGAUUGAGCAUCAGACCAAACGGAAGAUGCUUGCACACGCGUUUGCCCAGAAGACCAUUGUCGGGCUCGAGCCUGUCUUGAUUGACAUGCUGCAGACUUUUGUCGGCGCAGUCGAUGCCCAUGUCCGGUCGGGCGAACCCAUGAAUAUACGACUCUAUUUCAACUAUUUCACCAUCGAUCUUCUGGCCCUGAUCUUGUUCAGCAAGCGUUUGGGAUGCGUAUCCCGUGGAAAUGACUUGGUGGACGCAGAAACCACAGAGGGAGUCGUUUACAAAACUCCUUUUAUCGAAUCUUUGCACCACUCCCUCACCAUCAACGUUGCGCUGGGUAUGGAACCAGUGUUUCUCCCGUGGACGAGAUGGCUGUUUCGACACCACCCGUACAUGCGUGAUGGUGUCAACUUUGAAAAUAUUAUCCAUCACAAUGUCAAGGCGCGGCUUUCACAAGGUGUAACCCAGGACGACCUCUUCACCAGACUGUUGCAAGACAGCAAAGGGAACAAGUUGAACCUGUCCAUGGGUGAACUUGUCGCCGAGUGCAGUGUCAUGAUGAACGCUGGCACCGAGACAACGACUGCGGCCAUGACCAAUACUGUUUUCCUCGUCUACACCCAUCCUCGAGUCCUUGCGAAGCUGAGACAAGAAUUGGAUCCACUCUUCUCCGACAAAGGUCUUCCCAGUUACGAAAAGGUCUCCAGUUGUCCUUAUUUAAGAGCUUGCACCGAGGAAUCACUUCGAGUGCGACCUCCCAGCUCUAUGGGCCUCCCUCGAGUUGUGCCCCAAGGAGGGCGGACGGUCGCCGGAGAAUUCAUCCCGGAGGGAACGACGGUAUCCGUCCCAACGUACACACUCUUGCGUGAUGGCUCCAUUUUCGACAGGCCGUCCGAGUAUAUCCCCGAGCGCUGGCUCACCGACGACUCCGGGCUCAAGCGAGAAAUGUUGAGGAGUCAUCUCCCGUUCAGCACGGGCCCACGAGCCUGUAUCGGACGCAACAUUGCGUACUUUGAGCAGACCUUGGUGAUCGCCGCACUGGUUCACCACUUUGACCUCGAAGUGCCAGAAAAUUCCCAACUGGAAACUCAAGAACGAUUCAACUCGAAUCCCGGGAACCUCUUUGUUCAUUGUAAACGACGUGACCUCAAGGUCUAA